GGCACUUGUCCUACUCAUAAAACCCAGAUUGACGUGGAAAACGAAAUGACGUUUUCCUUCCUUUGUGCUGUUAAUCGGCCGCGAUACUGUAGCGCUGCCGUCGAUGUCUCUUCAUUCGGAAGGUAGACAAAACUGUCGGCUGCAAGACCCCGGCAGACGCCACACGGAUUUAGAGAAGUGCACCGCAGGAUUUGGCUUGUCUUUCUUAUCCCAUGAAACCUUUUCAGAGAACGGUGUCUCCGCAAACUUUCUGACCCCGUUCAAUGAAUUCUCUCGUUUCGCUAGCAGCUGCAUCUGACAGUGUGGACGUGUGGGUGCCCACCCAGACAACACGCCUCUGCGCAGUCCACCCUCCAACUCUUUCCACUAUCUGCAAGUUAGUUACAAUCCACUACCUUUCCUUUUCUGGAUCAACUAGAAGCGCGCAAACAACGCCGCGUUUCCCUCCGCGAACACUUGCGUGUCAGUGCAUUUUUCAGCGACUUGCGUGCUCGAUUUUUCCCGUGCUGGGCUUGGGAGUUUCCUCUUGCCUUGCAAGGGUGUGACGGAAUUCCGGGAAUUCACCGAUCCGCUGAACAGCGAGCGUUUCCGCAUGGUGCGACCACUAGGUGUAUGUAGCGAAGGGUUGCAUUUCUUGUCUGAAAAAGGAAAUUUUCUUGGCAAUUGUGGACGUUGCACAAGUCUCUGACCAGCGAAUCCGCCCUUUCCCCGAACGCGGCGCCCGCUGCUGGUUGCGUACCCGGGCAACGACAGAGUGCGUAGAUGAGGAUUUUCGAGGGUCUGCCUCACGGGAUUCGAAACUUCUUUAGACUCGGCUCCUACGGGCGAAAGGCUUUCACGUAGAUGUGCUUUUCUGUCAGCAACGACCUACCUACACAAGUUGUCUUUGGGGAAAGGCAUCCAAGAUGCAACACAAACCUGUGGAUGCUGCUGUUACCGGCAGUCAAACUGUCUCUCCCGACGCUUCUCGAAGUCACUCGAUGGAGGACUUCGUCCUCCUCGACGAACAGGAAAUGGCCAGCGGUUACGUCGUGAAAUUCCAGAGUCUCUGCAGCCAAAGCGAGCUCUCUGUGAGUAUCCACGAACGUGUGACAGCGCGUUUGGAGACCAAGCGAAAGCGGCUGUCUAGACAGUCAUCGCUUGUCGAGCGCGAGAAACGCGCGCGCGAACGCCAUGAGGAGCACCUGCGCCGACGCCGCGUGAUCGCGAGAAAGUUUCUUGAACGCCGCGUUGCGGUCGUGGAGCGGAUCCGAAAGACCGAGGAAGAACGGGCAAAGAGUUUGGAACUCCGCGUAAAUCGCCUCGACAAGCGUGCGCUCGACUUCCUUGAAAACUCGACCCCAGGCCUCGAAACCGAAGAGGAAUGUGGCGGAGAUUCGUUUUCUCUCGAUGUCGAUCCCGUUGCUCUCCACCAGAGACGAGCGGAAGAAAACCUCGCAAACAGAAUCGAGGGCAUUCAGGCGAAUUUGCAGAAGAAAAUGCAGAGCGCAGAAGAGCGCAGAAACCAGCUGCGAGCACAGGAGAAGGAGCGUCUCGCGAAGGCUCUUCAACAAAUCGAGAAAGUUCAGGGUAAAAACAGACUGGAAGAAGAAGAGAAAUCCAUAAGACUCCAGGAGAAGUUGGAAGAAGCUGAGAAGCGCCGCAAGCAGCUUCUGGAAGAAGAAUCGACGCGACGCAAACAAAAAUGGGAGGAGAAGCGUGAAAUCAUCUUGGCGCGCGAGAUGGAGAUGGAGGAAAAGAAAAAGUCGCUCGAGGAACGCGUGGAGCUGGCGAUCGAGAGAAAACACAAAAUCAUCGAAGAGACGAAGCUGACUCUCCAAAAAAAAAUCACAGAAGCCGAAGAACAAGUCAGCAGAAAUCGGACGGAGAUGGAGCGUCGGCUGCAGGAGUUGGCGGAGAAGAUGUCGCAGAAGCAAGAAAAGGCCGAGCAGCUGCGCGAAACGUUGAUGAAGAAGAAAAAGAGUGCAAGUCCGUCGGCCACUCUCCGGACGCUGCAGGCCGAGACUUCCCCGUUUUCCUGCGACGACCGACAAGACCUGGCGACGUCGGAGACUGGCACUGCUCUCGAAGAAGAAGUUACGGUCAACUGAGGCAAGCGGAGCAGUCGGAAUCCCGCUCGUGGUGUUGUACGUUUCUACUCACUCGCACGCGUGGAGCUGCAUGCACAGGGGUAUGAAGAAGAGGCGAGAGCCGCGUCGUUGUCGCGCGCGCCAGAAUGCACCCGGUGUGGAGGGAGAGAGCGUCGAGAGAGAGUGUGUGGCUGGGGACUUUCUGUUCUUUUCUUGUGACGAGAGGAAGUCUCCCUUCUUUUUCAGCGGAGGCGGUUGUCCCGAGUCGGCAGUCUUCGACUGGGAGAUGUAAGUAAGAGUGAGUCUGUGUCUUCACUGCUGUGUGCGUUGAAUGUUCGGCGCUGCUUCCUGUGUGUUUCUUUCUGCGUCUCUGGAAAUCAGUUCACAGAAAAGGGGGAAGAGUCUCUCCAAUAGAGUCCACGUACGUACGCUUGAGAGUACGUUUUCGCUUUGACACAAAGAGAAAGACUUUCGCACAUUGUCAAGAACAUGCUUCUUUC
Molecule: messenger RNA, 2569 nt
Organism: Toxoplasma gondii ME49
Lineage: Eukaryota; Apicomplexa; Conoidasida; Eucoccidiorida; Sarcocystidae
Exons: 7
Coding region: 906-2090 (394 amino acids)
Source: RefSeq, a predicted model, not a curated record